Anisakis simplex (herring worm) is the source of this 1881-nucleotide messenger RNA. Lineage: Eukaryota; Metazoa; Nematoda; Chromadorea; Rhabditida; Anisakidae. The record is from the annotation of a GenBank genome assembly.
AUGGUCUGUCAAGCCUGUACGAGCUUUCAAGCUCAGUUGGCUCUUAAAGAUGAUGAACUUAAGGAUGUGAACAGUAAAUUUGCUGCAUAUAAAUUGAAAUCAAAAGCACGUUUAGCGCAGCUGAAGCAGUCGAUCAGCGAUACUGUUACAGUUGAUGAGCAAGCAUGGAAGAGAGAACGCUCAGCAUUGUUGAUUCGAUUGGCAGAAACAGAAGGUGAAUUGGAUAGAAGUCAACAAGAAGCUGAUACUAUAAGAAAUAAGCUGGCUGCUAAAGAAAUUGAACUUAGUGAUCAUGCGAUAAGGAUUCGAAGUUUGGAAGAACAACUUGGACAGGCGUUAGAUCGACGUAACAGUAGUAUUAGUAGUGAAGAUCGGCUUCAACAACGACAACACCAGAAACAUCCGGCUGAUAUAGAAGAAAUCGUUAGUAGAGACUUGGACCGCAUGCAUGCGCAGUUAAUUUACAAGGAUACUCGAAUAAUGGAACUAAAUAAUACAAUACUGGAUAAGGAACGUCAAAUUCUUGAUCUUCAAGAAAUGUGUCGUGAACAAGGUCAAUUGGUGCAAGCGAAAGCAAGGGCUUUUCAGAUCGUUCAGCAACGCUUUUUGGAGAUUGAUUCUCGUACUACCAGGGACGUAUCCACCGAAACAGAUAUAACUGAGCGUUCGGAAACAUCAACGUCUCGAUCAGCUGUUGGCAGUGGAUUAUCACCAUCGAUUCGUCGUGAGUCGUCGCUCAAAGGUAGUGGUGCUGUUGCAGUGCGUUCACUAAGAGAAACAGUCUCUCCUGGACAUGCUGUUGUGCAAAUUAAUUCAGGAUUGUCGUCGUCCUCGUCACCACCGCCACUAGAUCCAAGCGAAGAUCGUAGUUCAUAUACAACUGAAACAGUAACUUUGCUCGAUGAAGGAGGGGAGAUGGAAUCAAAGAAUGUUGCGGUGUUAUUAGCAACAAAUAACAGUGAUAAUGCACCAAUAUCAAUUCAACCACAACUAAAUAAUAGUAAUCAUUUCGAUUCAACAAAACAACGAAAACAUCGGAAAAAAGUUACGUUCGACCUAACACCAAAGACUGAUGACACAACGCAUGAUGUGAACAACGCCACAUCAAUGAACGAUGAAAUCGCACAGGCGAUCAUUGAUUUGACCACCGAAAACGAUCAGUUACGUCAUACAAUUCAAGAAAUGGAAUCAUCCGCCGAACAUGAACUUCAGUCCCGAAUUGAACAGUUGAAUGAAGAAAUGGAGCAAGUACGACGAGAUGGAAAAAAUCAAGCAUUGAAAGCACGUGCAGCUGCACAAGGACGAAUAAGAGAUUUAGAAGAGAAAAUAGCUGUCAUGCAAGAAGAGAGCACUGAUAAGAUAGACAAACUGAACGCAUCUGUUGAAACAUUAAGGGGUGAUCGUGAGUGGACGUUAGAAGAAAAUGCACGUCUUUUGGAACAGUUAUCUUCAAAUAAGGAGAAAGUGAAAGAAUUGUGUGAAGAGUUGGAUGAAUCGCGUAUCGAAUGUGAGGAUUUACGUGCAAAAGUGGCUAAAAGUGAUAAUUUAAUCGUGAAAUUGAACGAGGAUAUUGAUGAAGCACAAAGAAUGGCCAAUUUAUUGUUUGAACAAAAAAUUUCGAUUUUAGACGAUGUUGAUCGAUUGAAAGAAGCAAUAGAGGCACAAGACGAAUAUAUAGAUGUGCUAGAAGCAGACGUGGUUAUUUUUGAAGAGCAUAUUGGAUUAUUACGAGAUUCGUUGGGUGCCUCAAAAGUUGAAAGUCGAAAAUUAAUCAAAUCGAAAGCAUUCGAAACAAAAUUAAGAGCGUUGGAACAAGAAAAAGAACAAAUGGAUAGACGAAAUAACGCAGAUGAAGCGGUUGGGUUGCUCGGAAUAUCAUGA